Molecule: messenger RNA, 2000 nt
Organism: Coccidioides immitis RS
Lineage: Eukaryota; Fungi; Ascomycota; Eurotiomycetes; Onygenales; Onygenaceae
Product: mRNA capping enzyme alpha subunit
Exons: 1
Coding region: 257-1486 (409 amino acids)
Biological process (GO): 7-methylguanosine mRNA capping
Cellular component (GO): mRNA capping enzyme complex
Molecular function (GO): mRNA guanylyltransferase activity; ATP binding
Source: RefSeq, a predicted model, not a curated record
UAAUUCCACAGCAACGAGUUCUCGAUCAAAGUUAAUAGCUUGCGGAUUCCUUUAUUCCAUUUCACUUCGACUACUCUCUGGCUUCGCUACACGCUUCGUAACCCAUUGUGUCGAACCUUUUCUGGCCGGAACCGGAGACCUGAGCGGUCGCUAUUCUCCUGCGCUCGACCCUCGCGAAUCUAAUAAGAAGCACGGCGAGUUUGCAUCUGUGCAAUCAACUCGAGAGAAAUUUUGCGGGGUCCUGCGAAAAGCCACCAUGGCCAACACGGUCCCCGACCUCGACUCGGUGGGCAUAAAGGCAGAACCCGAGCUUGCAGACCAAUUCCGUCGUGAAGUCGCACACCUCCUCGGCCGUUCCUCUCUUAAUUUCCCCGGCGCACAACCCGUCAGUUUCUCGUCGCGGCACCUCCUAGAGCUACAAAAACAAGACUACUAUGUCUGCGAGAAGACGGACGGCAUACGGUGUCUUAUGUACUUUGCGCGAGGAGACCCGGAUUCAGACACGCCCGAAAUACACUACUUGAUCGAUCGGAAGAACGACUAUCGUUACGUUCCGGGCUUACACUUUCCUAUGCCGGACGAUGAGUCGUUUCAGAGCUUUCAUGUGGAUACAAUUGUGGAUGGGGAGUUGGUGAAUGAUAUAUACGAGGACGGGACGGAGCAGCUGAAGUUCUACGUCUUUGAUUGUUUGGUGCUGGAUGGCACGAGUUUGAUGCAUCGCACGCUGGAUAAGAGACUGGCAUAUUUUAAGGAGAAGGUAUUGAAGCCGUACAAUGCAAUGUAUAAGAAGUUUCCGGAGGAAAGGCAGCACCGGGCGUUUGCCGUUGAGGACAAGUCGACACAGUUCAGCUAUGGCAUUGAGAUGAUGUUCCGGGACAUUAUACCAAAAGUCAAGAAGAUUCACGGAAACGAUGGGCUGAUAUUUACGUGUCGAGGCACUCCAUAUAAGAUUGGAACGGACGAGCAUAUUUUAAAGUGGAAGCCUCCGGAGGAAAACAGCAUUGAUUUUCGCAUGCGACUGGAAUUUCCGAUGGUAGAACCGGACUCUGAAGAUGAAUCCGCAGGGGUAACGGAAGCAUAUCCGGAUUACGAUGCUAUCCCGAUAUGUCAUCUCUUCGUCUUCUACAGACAAAACGAUUACCGUCAUUUCGGCCUCAUGCACCUUGAAGAGUCCGAAUGGGACGAACUCAAAGCUCUACAGAAACCUCUCGACGAUACGAUUGUCGAGUGCUACCGUGACGAGCAUGGCCGCUGGCGUUUCCUCCGAUUCCGCGAAGAUAAAACUGAUGCGAAUCAUAUCUCUACUGUGGAGAAGGUCCUUGAGAGUAUCGAGGACCGGGUGACGGAGGAAGAUUUGAUUCGAGUGGCGCCGGCAAUCAAAACUGCGUGGAAAAAGCGACAGGCCGAUGAAGAGGCGGCCAGGAGGAAACCAAACGGCGUUCCUCAUCCAAGUGUCAAUGGAGUGAAGAGGAAGUAUGAGGAAUAAAUCAUCAUGCCUUAGUUUUUGCAUGACCUUUUCUCUGUAUCGCCUAGGCUCCACACAAGAAAAUCAUAAUAUUAACCAGUGGUUAGGUCUCAUUGGCAUCACUUCCCAGAACUCGCUCGAGUCCUUGCCUUCUCAUGUCCCACUUUUUCUCUAACCUUUUCUAUGCCUUUUGACCUUCACCGUGUACAUUAUUGCUGAACUUGCCUUGGUGUAUGUGCGCUAUUGAGCAUUCUAUUUCGGCUUCCUCUGGUGUUGUUUUUUGUUCAUAUAUCAGGACACUUUUAGCUUUACUAGCUCUGCAUGGAGGGUAGUUUCAGUGGGUAGUUGUCCUAAGAGGCCCUUUUCCCCUUUUUGCCUCUGGUACUUGAUGGAGAGGGAAUAGUUUUACCCAUGAUGAAUAUUUUGUGCUGCUGUUCUAUUUUAACUGGCGUUAUAGGGGAUGGUUUCCACAUACUUCUUCAGAGACGGGAGCGGAGUGUCUAACCAACUCCCAAAAUAUACACGUGUAGCCACA